Molecule: messenger RNA, 1704 nt
Organism: Lactuca saligna
Lineage: Eukaryota; Viridiplantae; Streptophyta; Magnoliopsida; Asterales; Asteraceae
Source: the annotation of a GenBank genome assembly
AUGUUGGUAGAACUCCAAGUAUCAGAUCGACCCUCUGAAACAGGUAUACCCGAAGAUAUUGACACUAAUACCAUCAUGGAUUUAGAAAAACAAGUAGCAGAUCAUUCGUUUGAAACACAAAUAGAUGAAGAUAUUGAUGCAAAUGGUUAUAUGGAAGCAACAUCUGAAUCCGAGCAAAUAAAUGAUGAUGGUGUGCAUCUUGGAUGUGAUGAAGGUGAAAAUAAUGAUACAUGUAUUAUUGGAAAGGUUUUCGAUACACCCAAUGAUGCAUAUACAUUUUAUAAUGACUAUUCAUUUUUACAUGGUUUUGGUACACGAAAACAUUGGAAAUUUAAGAACAAGUCAACAAAUGAGCAUUAUCGGAGGAUAUAUGUAUGCAACAAAGAAGGUUUCAAACAAUUGAAAGGUAAUAAUUCAAGUGGAAAGACAAUAAAACAUCGUAGAGAGGUAAGAACUGGAUGCAAAGCAAUGAUUCGCAUUUCAAAACAAAAGGAUGGGAAAUGGAUUGUUGACAAGUUUAAUGACACAUACAAUCAUGACUUAAGCAUGACACCAACAAAGGUAAUGAAGCAUAGAUCUCAUGGGAAGUUCCACCGUACAAUGGAAUGUAAAUCUCUUAUGGUGGAACUUGGUCAAUCGGGGUUGAAGCCAUGUCAUAUUAAAAAGGCUAUUAAUGCAUUGAAACCUUUAGAUGAAGUUGAUGUUACGUCAAAGCAAUGUGUUGAUGUCUUAUCCGAACAACGAAAACAAUAUAAGGGAAAGGAGUUUUAUGGACUUAUAAAGCAUUUCCAAGAUAAAGCAUUAUUGGAUAAUGACCAUUAUUUUGUCGUAGACUUGUGUGAUGAUGGGUUUAAGUCUCGAAGGGCAGCCGAAGAAGAUGAGGACUUCAAGACAAUGAACUCAAGAGCAGUUCUUUCUUCUGUGCAUCCAAUUGAAGCAAAAGCAGGUGAGUGCUAUACUAGAAACAUUUUUGAGAUUUUUAAAAAAGAAUGGAUGGAAGCCAAUAACAAUUUAACUCAUGAGACUCUAAACAAAAGUACAGAAGAAAUAACAUAUCGAGUUGGGCAAAUGAAUAUUGAUAAAAAAUAUUGGAGAAUUGUUAGCUUCCGUUUGGUUAGUCAAAUGAAUGUUAUAUGUUCUUGUGCUAAGUAUGAGAUAUAUGGAAUUUUAUGCAAACAUUGCCUAUAUGUAAUGAAGAAGAGGCAUGUUGAAACACUUCCGAGUCACUAUAUUUUACCUCGAUGGACACUUAAUGUUAGGUACAAAGUGGGUAAUAAUAGUAUUGGACUUGAAGAAAUGAACAAUGAUAAUGGGGUUAGUGCAUACACUUUAUGGUGUGUUCGUUCCAACUUUACCAAAGUAAUUGAACAAGCGAAAUUCUCCCUUUUAAAGAUAGAAAAAGUUAAUAACGUAUUAAUAAAGCUUUUAGAUGAUCUAACGAUUCAGGAAAAACCAGUAGCAUUUGAAAAUUCAUCGCAAGGUUAUUCUGUGGGACUUUCAGAAAUAAAUAUGACGCCUCAGAUAUCUGUCCGAGAUCCUCUAGGUCCAACUAAUACGAAAGGUCGUCCGAAAAAUGCAAGUAGAAUCAAGUCUUCUCUAGAAAUGCCGAAAAAACGAACAUGUUCUUACUGUCAGGGAUUGGGUCAUUAUGCCACUAGUUGUUCAAAAAGAAAGGUGGAUGCAUCGUUACAAGAAAAACAGUGA